Messenger RNA from Micromonas commoda, 894 nucleotides. Its product is annotated as ATP-binding cassette superfamily. Bases 1 to 894 code for a protein of 297 amino acids. The record is from RefSeq and is a predicted model, not a curated record. The transcript has a single exon. NCBI's taxonomy places the organism in Eukaryota, Viridiplantae, Chlorophyta, Mamiellophyceae, Mamiellales, Mamiellaceae. Gene Ontology annotation, biological process: phospholipid transport. Gene Ontology annotation, cellular component: ATP-binding cassette (ABC) transporter complex.
AUGGCACCGCGCCGUUCAUCGGCGUACCGAGUAAGCGUGGGCGACUAUGCCGGUGGUCCGAAACCAGCAGAGGGUACGCAAUCAUCGUCAAGCGGCGCAAACGAAGCGACGGGGCCCCAUCUUAUCGAGAGCAUCAGAGGCUACGAACCGCCGCGAUUUCUUUGGCGCACUCUCUACACUUUACUUUUACUCGGUCUUGUCAUAAAACGCGUCUUGUGGCAUCGUAAGUUGAACAUGCAACAAACAUUACAACAAAUUUCCCGAGUUGGCCCAGAUACCCUUGGAGUUUCCAUGCUCACCUCUUCAUUCGUCGGCAUGGUUUUUACCAUACAGUUCUGCAAGGAAUUUUCGAAAGUCGGCCUCACUCGAGUGAUUGGGGGACUACUUGGUCUUGCUUUUACACGUGAACUCACUCCGGUGAUAUGUGCAAUAGUCCUCGCAGGCCGCGUUGGUUCUGCUGUCGCUGCUGAACUGGGCACCAUGCAGGUUUCUGAGCAGGUUGACCAGCUUCGAACGUUGGGGUCUGACCCAGUCGAUUAUCUCGUGGCGCCCCGUGUUGUUGCAUGUGCAGUUUCCCUUCCAAUACUCUCGGUAAUCUCGUUCACUAUUGGCAUGGCAGCAAGUAUUUUACUUGCGGACAUAAGGUAUGGAAUAUCUCCGAAUGCUAUCGUUGAUUCUGCAGCAAAGUAUCUUGAGUCGUUCGAUGUUGGCGUGAUGUGCGCCAAAGGGUUCGCGUUUGGUAGCGUAAUUUCCAUCAUAAGUUGCGGUUGGGGCCAGACAACCACUGGAGGUGCAAAGGGUGUCGGAGAGUCAACUACAGCUUCAGUUGUUAUCUCGCUAGUUGCCAUCUUUGUGGUCGAUUUUUUCCUUUCCAUGUUCUUUUUCAAGAAGUAG